This is a messenger RNA of Bipolaris zeicola 26-R-13, 768 nucleotides long. RefSeq lists its product as uncharacterized. NCBI's taxonomy places the organism in Eukaryota, Fungi, Ascomycota, Dothideomycetes, Pleosporales, Pleosporaceae. The transcript has 2 exons. Gene Ontology annotation, biological process: secondary metabolite biosynthetic process. The record is from RefSeq and is a predicted model, not a curated record. Bases 1 to 768 code for a protein of 255 amino acids. Gene Ontology annotation, cellular component: nucleus; cytoplasm.
AUGGACCCGAAGCCCAAGAUUCUUGCCUUCCAUGGCUCAGGCAGCAACUCCAUGAUACAUACUGUACAAUUGGCGAGAUUGACAAGAGUGCUUGGUUCGGAAUUUGAGGUUGAGAGUCUGAGCGCCCCCUUUCCCUCCCAAGCCGGUCCAGGCGUCCUCCCGUUCUUCGACGGCUGCGGCCCUUACAAACGCUGGCUCUCCGCCCCCGACACGGCCAAAGAACUAAAAGAUGGCCCUCACAUCUCCACCAUGCCCUCAGAAGUGGAAGAACUCGUCCGCAACACCGUAAAGCGCAUCCGCGACUCCGGCGGCGAAGUCGUUGGCCUAAUCGGCUUCUCCCAAGGCACCCGCGUUGUCACCGGCCUCCUCAAGUGUGCCGAAAUCGUCGCCGCGCUAAAGAAGAAAGGUGAAGAUGUCGAUGAACUAGACUGGUGCGAAUGGGACUUUGGUAUCACUAUCUGCGGCAGUGCCCCACCGCCGUUUGUUGCGCAAUCCGUUUCUGCUGCGCUAGACGCUUCCAAGCUUUCCGAGGACGAAAAGAAGGAACUGCUGGAGAGCAAGAUUGCUAUUCCUUCGUACCAUAUUCUUGGUAAUCAGGAUGAGUUCAAGGGUGUGGGCAAACGGUUGAUUGAGCAGUGCUAUGAGGUUGCUGAGGGAAAGAGUACGGUCAAGGAAGUUGAUAUCGGACAUUUUUACCCCAUACAACCCGCUGAGAAUGAGCAGCUUGGGAAGUGGGCGAUUGAGGUUUUCAAGAAGGAGAAGGCAUGA